This is a messenger RNA of Phascolarctos cinereus (koala), 2130 nucleotides long. NCBI's taxonomy places the organism in Eukaryota, Metazoa, Chordata, Mammalia, Diprotodontia, Phascolarctidae. The record is from RefSeq and is a predicted model, not a curated record.
CAGGGGGCACCCACCCACAGAAGCCAGGGUGCUCUCAGAGACAGGGUGCUCUCAGGGGCCGAGUUGCCAUGCCUCCCCAGAGGCCUGUUGGUCUCCAUAGAGAUGGUCCAGGACCAGGCUGGUAGAAGUUCUGAGAUGGGGGGAUGGGGCAGAAGAAUACUUUGCUAAGAGCCCACCAACAGUCAAUUCUGGCUGCCUCUGCGUUAAAACCUAACCAUGAUGCCCGGGUCCGGGGCCCUUCGGUCUCAUCUGAAAAGGGAACGGCUGCCAGCCUGCUGGGACUCCUUUCUGGAGUGCCUCUGGCCCACCAAGGUGCCUUUGGGAGAGGAGAUGGGGUGUUGAUACAAGGCCGACCUCGGGCUCGGAGUGCAGGGAACGCCAGAAGGAAAGACUUGUCCAUCAAAAGCAAGAAGGGCAAUGUGCCUUCGGAGGUGGAAGACCUCACCCUGCCACCUCCGCGGAAGCCUUCCUUCCCGUUCCAGUGGGCCUGGGAGAGCUUCUUGGUGGAUGGCCGGGGCCUGCCCCUGCCCUCCCCCAACUCUUCCGAUGACAUCCUGCUGCCCAGGAAGGCCCAAGCCUCAGCCCUGCCGCCUGCCAGGGCCCUCCGGAAGUCCCGAUGGAAGGCUGUGCCUCCGCCUACCCAGCCGGCCAACUUCCCACUCUACUGGAACAUGGAGGCCCGAUGUCAGGACAUAAAAAGGCAGCUGAAAACCAGGGUUCAACCUGAGCCAGACGACAGCCAGGAUUAUCAGGAAGGCCAGGAACAAGAAGGACAAGACCAAGAUGGUGGGGAGGAGGAGGAGCCAGAGGGCAGAAGGGAUCUCAGCCUCUGGCCCUCUCUUCUGUCUCCUGAGAACAGGAGCAAAGAAGAGGAGAGAGACCAGCUGAGGAAAUGGAAUGCCCUCCUUCUGGCUGGUUUCGCCCUCCUUAGAGGAUUUCAGAGGAAGCCGGCAAAGUUGAAGGAGGAAGAGCUCUUGGACAUGGCGAUCCUGCAGAAAUAUCUGCAGGAGGAGGGGCCCUACUACUCCCAGUGGCCAAUGCAGGAUAUCAUGCACUCUCGAGGCCACAAGUUCCAGGCCUGGGAGGAUGUUAAGCCCUUCCUGCUGACCAGUGGUACCACCAGAACCUUUGAAAAGCGACGAGAGGCCACCAGGACCUUGAUGCUGGACUGGGAGCGACGCAAGCGAGAGGAGCAGGCCAGGGAAGAACAGCGCCGAGCUCAGGAGCAUCGGGUCCAGAAGCAGGUGGCUCGGUGCCUGGCAGCCUAUGGGCCUUCCAGGUCCAGGGGGUCUGGGGCAUCCCAUCGCAAGCUUGAUGAGCUCAGGCGGCAGGAGAAGCAGCGGUUGGCAGAGUACCAGGCCGAGCUUCAGGGCAUCCAUCACCGGGUGCAGAGCCGCCCAUUCCUCUUCCAGCAGGCCAUGCAAGAAGGUGGGGUACAGGAACUGGAGAGGGGAAUGGAAGAAGUCACCCUUUGGGAGGCAGAUGCAAAGGCCAAUGCCCGGCUCUCAGUGAAUAGACGCUUUUCCCAGAUGCUGUCGGCCCUAGGUUUGGACGAGGAACAGGUAUUGGCUGAAGCAUUGAAGGCCGAGAUUGAGAAAAAACCCUCAAAAUACAGGUCCUCAAAGACCGGGAAGCUGGCCAAGAUCCAACUGGAGCAGCUUUUGUGGGGCACGGAGUGAACAGAGCUGGAAGCUGUCUGAAGUCAGCAAGCCAAGUAGAGAACAUUACCCGGGGCCCAGGACUGAAUGGGAAAGGAAGAGAAAAAGAAAAUGAAAUUAUCAUAUUAAAGCCCAGCGUCUGCUUUCCUGCCUGGCCAGAGCCCUUGGGAGCCUGGGGUCUGUCUGGGGAAGUGAGACAGAUGACUGAUGGUAACCAGGGACGCUGCAUGCAGACGGAAGCAUGGGGUCUGUGUCAGAGCCAGAGGGGAAUAUAUCCUCAGCCCUCUGGCCUGGACCAGGCAUACACCCUCCCCAGCCCCCAGCCCUGGGGAAUCCAGAAUUCCCUCCCCACGAAUGACCUUUUUAACACCAACAUUUAAAUUCCUUAAGACCCCAGACUUACAACAGCCACAGAGACCUCUCAGUCUUUAUCCCCUUUAGGGGAGGAGAUGGUCCUCUUUGGCUGAGGGAC